This is a messenger RNA of Dujonia railenensis, 1656 nucleotides long. The record is from the annotation of a GenBank genome assembly. Lineage: Eukaryota; Fungi; Ascomycota; Pichiomycetes; Serinales; Debaryomycetaceae.
AUGGAACCUGCCAAUGUCAUAUUGAUAUGUAUCAUAGUUGCAUUUAAUGUCUUUCUAGCUUUAUUUGUCUGCGUUUACAAGGUUUUCUUUAAGUCUUCUGCUAGUGGAGAAUAUAGUUUAUUGUCAGGAGGCGGAAGAUUGGGAAGUUACGGAUCAGGGAAUUCUGCCAUCCCGAGAGAUUUCUUGAACGAUGAAGAAGCAUUGAAUCAUUUAGCGGAAGAGUAUGAUUUUACAUUAUUGCAGCAAGAGGAGCAAAUUGCUUACUUGAGAGGCGAAGAGUUUUCUAAACAAACACCUCCCAAUUUUGAUAACCAAAGGGGAUCAUCAUAUACAAUGAUUGAAGAACUUGCUAUCAGAGAACGAGGAAUCAAUGCCUUUGAAUUUGAGCAAGAUCAGGAUUUCCUACAACCAAGAUUUAUUGUUGAUGAUAAGACAGAAAUUAAUUUUAUAAAUAAUGAUAAACCAUUUUCAUGCUGCACGUCAGUGUUAAACUACAGUUUGCCUGUUAAGGGUAGAUUGUUAACAGAUAUUGUGUACUUUGAAACUAAAGUAUUUGAAUACGAUCAAACAAUUGAUUCCAAUCAACAUUUUGCAAUUGGAUUGGUAACUAAACCAUACCCAAACCAUUUCAGAUUGCCAGGUUAUAAUAAUUUUUCAAUCUCUUAUGAAUCUACUGGAAAUUUAAAGAUAAAUAAACCAUUACCAACUCCAUUGCAACAACACAAAGAGGAGAACAGUCAAUAUAAUGCAUUAAUAUUACCACCUUUACAGCAAUCAGAUAUUGUCGGAUUUGGAUACAUAAUUAGCACAGGUACAAUCUUCAUUACCCACAAUGGGAAGAAGGUGAUGGACAUAAUGAAGGGUUGUUUUGCUGAUUUAUACCCAGCCGUUGGAUGCUUUCAAAGCAAUAUUAAAUUCCAGGUCAAUAUUGGCCAGUUGGGCUUUGUUUGGAUAGAAGCGAAUGUUAGAAAGUAUGGUUUCGUGUCAUCAAGUGAUUUUAAGAAGAUUAAAGGUGAUAGAGGUUUAACAUCGUUGCCAGAGUAUGCCAACACUGCGGAUAAAUUAUUGGCCAAAGGUGAAGAAUUACCUCCCAGGUAUCCUGAAGAAGAGCUAGAUUUCUUUGGCAGAUCUUUAUCUUCGAACUUAAACCCUGGAACCUCUGCUCAACUUGAACAGCAAAAUGAGAAGAAGCAAGAUGAUAAUGAAGAAGAUGAGCAAGAUGAAGUGGAUGAGCAGAAAUCAACCAAUCUUCAUAGUUCAUCAAUUAUCACCAAUGAACCAGAAGAUGUCAUGGAUUUGAGAGAGCGCAUAUAUGAACAAAGAACAGGAGAAGGAGCAAUUGAAGAAGAAGAUGACUUAUAUGAAAACGGAAGCUUGCCAGUUCAAUCUGAAACACAGCAAUUAUUGUCUAAUAGCGAUGACGUACCACCUUACUAUAUAUCUGAUAAAGAUGAAACUCCAGAACUUGAAGCUGAGGCAUCACCUGAAAUAGAAGAGGAAGGUAGCAAUGAGGACUUUGACAGCAGCCAAACUCCGUCAAGAGAAGUUACACCAAACACUAGCACACCUACAGAGACUAAUAAUUCAACAAAGACCAAUAAAAGUAAAAAGAAGAAAAAGAAGAAUUCAAAGAAGAAAGGAAAGGGAAAGAAAUAG